AUGAUUGCUUGCUUAGAAACUAGAGUGAAACAACAAAAAUCAAAGGAUGUUCACAAGAAAAUGGGUGGAGAUUGGAAAGUAGAAGACAACUAUGCCUAUGCACCUAAUGGAAGGAUAUGGAUAAUGUGGAAAGAAACAAAUGUUCAUAUUGCAAUUCUGGAAAGCACAGACCAAUUGAUUCACUGUCAGGUGGAGGACAAAAACUCAACAUUUACUAGCUACAUAACAUUUGUAUAUGGCCUGCACACCAUACAACACAGAGUAUCACUAUGGAGGAGCUUGAGGAAUAUACAACUUAGUGGACCUUGGCUUAUAAUAGGAGAUUUCAAUAGUGUCUUAAGUGUGGAUGACAGGAUAAAUGGGCUGCCAGUUCAUCAAGCAGAAAUGGCUGAUUUUCAGGACUGCAUUGAUGAUAUUGGAGUGGGACAAAUCGCCAAAAGAGGAAGCAGAUUUUCAUGGAGUAACAAAAGGGAUGCAAAGGUCAGAGUUUAUAGCCAUAUAGAUUGGGCUUUUGGCAAUGCUGAGUGGUUUAACUCUUACACUUGGAUUGAGGCACAACUAUUAGGAACAGUAGUAGAACAAUUACCAGGGAUUGAUAUCAAUAUAGCAAGAGAUGGUCCUUGUUUAACAGUGGACCAGCAACAGCAACUGUUACUACCUGUAACAAAAGAGGAGAUCUGUCAGAUAAUAAAGAAUUUACCUAAUGACAAGGCACCAGGCAUAGAUGGAUACCCUGCAAAACAUUUUAGAGAAUUUUGGUCAAUUAUUGGAAAGGAAAUUACAGAGGCAGUGCUUAAAUUAGUUGUGGAUUUUCUGGUUGGACCUUCACAAUCUGCUUUUAUAGAAGGGAGGAAGAUUCUUGAUAAUGUUAUUAUGGCUCAUGAACUAAUUAAAGGGUAUACUCAAAAGACAGUGUCUCCUAGAUGCAUGAUCAAAGUAGAUAUCAGGAAAGUUUAUGAUUCAGUUGAAUGGAGUUUUUUGAAAGCAGUACUGCUUGAAUUUGGGGUGCCAUACAAACUGGUAGCAUUAAUUAUGGAGUGUAUUUCUAUAGUAAGCUACUCUCUGCUAUUGAAUGGAGGAUUGACCAACAAGUUUCAAGCAAAGAAAGGGUUAAGGCAGGGGGACCCAAUGUCCCCCUACUUAUUUGUAUUAGCCAUGGAGUAUCUAAACAGAUCAUUGAAGACAUUGACUAAGAAUCCAGAUUUUAACUUCCACCCCAAAUUCACCAGAUUGCAAGUCUCAGGCCUUCAAGCAAACUUGGAGAAAAGCUCAUUGUGCAUAGCAGGUAUUCCCAGGGAAUUCAAAGAAAAAAUGCUGGAAACUCUCCACCUAGCAGAAGGCAGCUUUCCAUUCAAAUAUUUGGGAGUACCUUUGUCCACAAGAAAAAUUACUAUAUCACAAUGUAUGCCAUUAGUGGAGAGGAUAGUGGACAGAAUUAGAAGCUGUACAUCCAAGAAUUACCUGUGGACUGGUAGUCAUGAUACUACUCAUAGGGCUCCUAUAGCAUGGGAGACUUUAUGUAAACCAAAAACUGUUGGAGGUUUGAACAUGGUCAAUUAUGAGAGAUGGAAUAAAGCUGCCUUGAUUAAGCUUCUUUGGGCUAUAAUGUCUAAGAAAGACAAGCUAUGGAUCAAGUGGAUUCACUGCCACUACAUAAAGAAGAAAGACAUUGCUACUAUGGAGACCCCUAAGCAAGCUAGUUGGCUAGUAAGGAAGCUGUUUGUAGCAAGCGAGUGGUGGGCAAAUGAUAUUACAAAAAUUCAAACCUGCACUAAGAAUGGGAAGUUCAGUAUUAGGAAGGCUUACCUUCAUACUACUCCACAGUAUCCCAAAGUCCAAUGGAAAACACUAGUUAUGGUAACUGGAAUGCUACCAAAACAGAAGUACAUUUUAUGGAUGGCAAUGCAUAGAAGACUGGCUACAGUUGACAGAUUAACCAAAUGGGGAGUUCAAAUAGAUUAG
Nicotiana tabacum (common tobacco) is the source of this 1962-nucleotide messenger RNA. Lineage: Eukaryota; Viridiplantae; Streptophyta; Magnoliopsida; Solanales; Solanaceae. The record is from RefSeq and is a predicted model, not a curated record.